This is a messenger RNA of Mytilus californianus (California mussel), 1660 nucleotides long. RefSeq lists its product as uncharacterized. Bases 108 to 1274 code for a protein of 388 amino acids. NCBI's taxonomy places the organism in Eukaryota, Metazoa, Mollusca, Bivalvia, Mytilida, Mytilidae. The transcript has 8 exons. The record is from RefSeq and is a predicted model, not a curated record.
CAACAGUGAUUCGUACUUCAACGCAGUUUUUCCUUAUUCAUUGUUGACAAAUAAAACUAUAAUUAUUCGAGAUAUUUAUAAUUGAGAUUUCGAGAAUUUGGAUAAAUAUGAGUAGAUUCAAAUAUGAACUUAAGUGUAAACUGGAUAGACUCAAUGAAGACAUGAAGUCAUGGAUGAAACAAGUAGACUACGCUAUUCGUUUGUGGUCCAGACUCCCAGACUCUACUCUAUAUGAGUCGUACGAACAAGUACUGACACUAAUGUACAGAAAACUUGAAAGUGCCGGGUACAAGAAACUCAAGGAAAGGCAGACGACGACGAUUAUCAAAAGGAGUAGUUCUCCCGAGACGAGGGCGGUUGAAUAUGAGCUGAGGAAAACGCUGGAGAUGGAAAUGCUAAAAUCUAUCAACCUACUGGAAGCUCUCGAACAGGAGAAAAUAAAACGAAAGCUGAUAGAAGACGAAAUGAGAGAAACGAAAAGAAAGUUUGAAAAGUCAAAUGUUCCUCCGAAAUACAUAGUAAAUGAACGAGACAGCAGUAUAGAUAAAGAUGUUGAUCAGCUUCUGGAACUUGACAAACAGAUUGCUGAACAAAUGGACGAAAUUGACAUUCCUGGAAGCAGCGCAGAAGGGCUGGUGACAGACAGAAGUGGUGGCCUGUCCACAGAAAGAGCUGUUUCCGAACAAACAAAUGCACCCGCUGUUAUUACUGAAGUUUUCAAGUCUGUGUUCAAUAACGAGUGGAAUGAUUGUUUUACUGAAUUGACUAAACGAUAUACAGAUGACCAUGCUAUUGAAUUAUUACGACUGUGGCUCAAGGAAUGCUAUUUUACAUGUGUUGCAUUAACAAAAGAACAAAGGAAAAAUAUUAAAGACGAUACACUUAAAUGUUUCUUCAAGUUUAUGCAAUCUCAAGCUGCUGUAUCAUUAUCAGACAAAUGUAAAAAGUACAUUAGGACAUAUCAGAAGAAAACAGCAAAGGAGGCUUUACCUUUAAUUGAACAGCUGUGUACUAAACGAAUCACAAGAGGUCAAAACUUUGGCACUGCUGCGACAGAGUACAUAAAGAGGUGUGCUGAGGUUUGCUGGAUUAUGAACGUGCAGAAUCCUUCUAUAUUCUUAGACUUUGAUCUCCGAUAUGGAUAUGUUAUUGAUCAACAUUCUUUUUCCACAUUCCGAAAACAUGGUGACUACGUCAACUAUGUUGUAUGGCCUGCUGUUUAUUUAAACAGAAAUGGACCCAUCCUGUGUAAAGGAAUCGUUGAAAGUCAAUAAAUACAUAAUUGUGAUCAUUUAAGUGUAUAUGAGUACGUGAAUGUAUGUGUGUAUGUAUUUGUGUGUGAUGGAGUAUGUGAGUGCUGUCAAGACAAGAGGAGAAUUUUAGAAAUUAAUAGUCAGAUAAAAUACGGAAAAUUUGACAACAUCCCAUUACCUCGACAGAGCACUCGCUUGAGUUAAAACCACUGUGAAGGAACUUGUGCUAAUGAAAUAUUUUGCAUAAUCUUGAAAAUACAGUUGCUUAAAUGAAAAUUAUUUCAUAUAUGCAAAUCCAUUAAACCGUGCAAUAUCAUGAAUACAACCAAUAUCAUAAUUAUCAUUAUGUUCUAUUAAGCAUGUUAUAUAUACAGUGAUAUAAUAAAAUAUUAUAAAAAUAAAACAAA